AGGAGAGGAGAGGAGAGGAGAGGAAACAGUCCAGUUGUGCUUCUUCUACGUUCUGGGGAAGUUUUGGCAAUGAUCAGGGAGCACUUCCCGGAAUGGGCAUUACUUCUGAGCAGCUCCGUGCUGCAGCACCAGCACUGCCAGAACUGCCAGCAUUCCAGUGCUACCAGCACCACCAGCAUCCCCCUGCUGCUGGAGGGACAAUGACCCCUCAAGGAACAGAAACAAGCAAUGUUCGAAACCUUUUGUGAGAGAGAAGGCAGUUGCAGAAUAAGACAUUCUGCAGGGAGGGAAUAUUUCUCAUCAGGAGGAAAUGGGGUGCCAUUUCCCACAUAUUUCACUUGUAGCUUUUCACAAAAGUCAUUUCCUCUGUAGCAGAAAAAUUCUAGAUGCACAACUCUGAGGAAGUAAAACUCUGACGCAGACAAAGACGCAAUUUCCGACUCCCCCGUGACUCCACUGAGUCUGCAGGAGCAACACCAGGACAGGGCAUAGAAAGAACCAGCAGGAUGGGAGUGGGGAGCUCCUGGUGAUCUGGACACUUUCUCAUUCAUAUUACUGACCUGGGAGGAGCUGAUUUAGGAAAUGGAUCCUAAAGGAGCAAGAGGUACCAGGAAGCACUGCUGAUAUGCACAGACCCCCUGUGCCUGCUGCUGCCCCACAGUGGACAGGAAGCUGCUCAGGAGCCACAUGGUCCAUCCCUGGAUUCUCCAAGCACUGACUCUCAUCCACUCUGACCGCAGCCAGGGGCCACACCCCACUUCCUGCAGAGUGUCCAUCCAUGGAGGUGACCACCAUGUCCCCAUCUCCUGCCUCACCCACUGAAGAAGACGAUCUCUGUGAGAUAGAUACCACCAACGUGGCCAUGUACAGUGUGGCACUGCUCAUCUGCCUCUGUGGGCUGGCUGGGAAUGGGGCUGUCCUCUGGCUCCUCGGCUCCCGUUGUUUAUCCAGGAUCAGGACCACCCUUUACAUCCUCUUGACUUCUUUUGACUUCCUUCUCCUCCUCAUUCUGGUCCCCUCCAGUCUGCUUUUCCUGCUGGAGGACGUGUUCUGCUCUGUCAUCAUGCCCAUGCUGUAUGUGUGGUUGGUUUUCCAGCUGCAUCUGGUGUCCUGCAUCAUGUGGCUGUACUUGCUGACAGCCAUCAGCAUCCAGAGGUGCAGGUCCAUUCACUGCCCGAUCUGGCACUGCUGCCACCGUCCCCAGCACCUAUCAAAGGUGGUGUUUGCCCUGCUUGUGGCAUUCUCCAUCAUUUUCUUCACUCUCUUUGCCACAUGGGCUUCCCUGUGUAUGUCCCAGCUACCUGAGCAGUGCCGAGUAUCUCUCAUCUCCAGGUACACCUUUGACCUCCUGCUCUGUGCUCCUUUCAUGCUCGUUUCCAGCACAAUCCUCUACAUUAAGGUCAAAGCCGGCUCACAUCAGCAGCAACCCAAGAGGCUCGACAUUGUUACCUGCCUCAUUGUGCUCCUCACCCUGCCCUUCAGCCUCAGGAAUUUACUGCAGGAGUUCAGCUAUACCAUUUUCUCAUCCCACGUUGCUUUCCUGCUUCUCUGUAUCUACACCAGUAUCAAACCCUUUGUCUACUUAUUGGCAGGGAGCUGCUGGAGGCACUGCUCUAUGGAGUCCCUCCGGCUCUCCCUCCAGAGGAUCUUUGAAGAGCCAGAAGAAAACCCUGCUGAUAUUGAUGAUCCCGCCAUGGAAGCUGUGCUCUGAGUCUGGUCAUUCCUCCUGCUGCAUUGCUGAGGGACCCUGGGAAAGUGGGUGAAUGAUUCCUGGAGCCACCUGAUGAAUAAAUCUCUAAAGUGUCA
Oenanthe melanoleuca is the source of this 1806-nucleotide messenger RNA. Its product is annotated as mas-related G-protein coupled receptor member H-like. Gene Ontology annotation, cellular component: membrane. Gene Ontology annotation, biological process: G protein-coupled receptor signaling pathway. The record is from RefSeq and is a predicted model, not a curated record. The transcript has 2 exons. Gene Ontology annotation, molecular function: G protein-coupled receptor activity. Bases 779 to 1711 code for a protein of 310 amino acids. NCBI's taxonomy places the organism in Eukaryota, Metazoa, Chordata, Aves, Passeriformes, Muscicapidae.